AUCAAAUGCCCUCGACUACAACGUCUCUCGUCUGGUCCAUCUUCUAGCUUCAUCAACAACAACAACAACAACAACAGCAACAGCAACAACAACAAUAAAUCAUCCAACAUGUUCAACCACGAUCACGUCAACAAGACCAACCUCCACCCUGGUGGUGUCAAGCCCCAUGUCGAGCACACAGAACUAGAGGAGGAGCUCCAUCAAAAAGCUCACAUCGACUAUGACAGAGUCGCUAUUAUCGCCAACCCUUCAGUCGCCUCCCUCUACGAAGAUGCCCUCGUCUAUGAGACGGGCACUGCCAUCACAUCCAGCGGUGCUCUUACCGCUUACUCGGGCAAGAAGACUGGCCGUUCUCCCUCAGAUAAGCGUAUCGUCAAGGAGCCUUCAUCAGAAAACGACAUUUGGUGGGGACCUGUCAACAAGCCCAUGAGCCCAGAGGUCUGGAAGAUCAACCGCGAGCGUGCUGUCGACUACCUCAACACCAGGAAUCGCAUCUACGUCGUCGACGGUUAUGCCGGCUGGGAUGAGAAGUACCGCAUCCGCGUCCGUGUCGUCUGCGCCCGCGCCUACCAUGCUCUCUUCAUGCGCAACAUGCUCAUCCGCCCUCCCCGCGAGGAGCUCGAGCACUUCCACCCCGACUACACCAUCUACAACGCCGGCUCUUUCCCCGCCAACCGUUACACUGAGGGCAUGUCCUCCUCCACCUCCGUUGCCAUCAACUUUGCCGAGAAGGAGAUGGUCAUCCUCGGUACCGAGUACGCCGGUGAGAUGAAGAAGGGUAUCUUCACCGUCAUGUUCUACGAGGGCCCCGUCAAGCACAACAUCCUCACCCUCCACUCCUCCGCCAACGAAGGCAAGGAUGGCGACGUCACUCUCUUCUUCGGUCUUUCCGGAACGGGCAAGACCACCCUCUCGGCCGACCCCAACCGCCGCCUCAUUGGUGACGACGAGCACUGCUGGUCUGAUCGUGGUGUCUUCAAUAUCGAGGGUGGCUGCUACGCCAAGACCAUUGGUCUCUCCGCCGAGAAGGAGCCCGAUAUCUUCAACGCCAUCCGCUACGGUUCCGUCCUCGAGAACGUCGUCUUUAACCCCGAGACCCGCGAGGUCGACUACGACGACGCCACCCUCACCGAGAACACCCGCUGCGCCUACCCCAUCGAGUACAUCCCCAACGCCAAGAUCCCCUGCCUGUCGCCCAACCACCCCAAGAACAUCAUCCUCCUCACCUGCGACGCCCGCGGCGUGCUCCCUCCCAUCUCCAAGCUCGACUCGGCCCAGACCAUGUUCCACUUCAUCUCCGGCUACACCUCCAAGAUGGCCGGUACCGAGGACGGCAUUCUCGAGCCGCAGGCGACCUUCUCCUCGUGCUUCGCCCAGCCCUUCCUGGCCCUGCACCCCAUGCGCUACGCCAAGAUGCUCGCCGAGAAGAUCGAGAACCACAACGCCAACGCUUGGCUCCUCAACACCGGUUGGGUCGGUGCCGGCUUCGCCCAGGGCGGCAAGCGCUGCCCGCUCAAGUACACCCGCGCCAUCCUCGACGCCAUCCACUCUGGCGAGCUCGCCAACGUCGAGUACGAGAACUACGAGGUCUUCAACCUCCAGGUUCCCAAGAGCUGCCCCGGUGUUCCCUCGGAGCUUCUCAACCCCAAGACCGCCUGGACCGCUGGUGCCAACUCGUUCGACACCGAGGUCAAGAAGCUUGGUGGUCUCUUCCUCGAGAACUUCAAGAAGUACGAGAGCGAGGCUACUGAGGAUGUCAUCAAGGCUGGCCCUGUCGUUUAAAGCGGUGCCUGGCGCGAUGCUUUCCUUGCGAUGAACAAUUUCUCCAUCAGCAUUUUUCUAUUGUGGCUUUUUGUAUUUUGGGAUCCCCCCCUGGACUUGGAAUGAUGGAUGACUCUUGUGUGCUCAUCGGUCUUUGUGAGAGACACAAACGACACGAGAACAACAACAUAGAAAGUUCUUUGCAUAUGUCAUUUGGCGCUCGUUUUCUUCUUUGGCUUUUUUU
Messenger RNA from Neurospora tetrasperma FGSC 2508, 2005 nucleotides. RefSeq names its product phosphoenolpyruvate carboxykinase [ATP]. Bases 109 to 1782 code for a protein of 557 amino acids. Gene Ontology annotation, molecular function: phosphoenolpyruvate carboxykinase (ATP) activity; ATP binding. Lineage: Eukaryota; Fungi; Ascomycota; Sordariomycetes; Sordariales; Sordariaceae. The transcript has 6 exons. The record is from RefSeq and is a predicted model, not a curated record. Gene Ontology annotation, cellular component: cytosol. Gene Ontology annotation, biological process: gluconeogenesis.